UUCAGAAUAAUAUGGCUAUAAAUUUUCAAACCUGCUAUACUUUUAUUAUUCAUCUUGAUCAUGUCCGAUGAUAGUAUCAAUAAACGAUCUUCAGGCAAUAAACCAUUCAGAGAAUUUUCAAGAUCAAAUGUCCGAAAAUCAUCAAAAACUUCGUUAACCGAAAUUCGUUUCAACAAUCUUUCGAGACAAAUACGAGCAAAUACGAGAAAACAAUCACAAUCACUGCUUAAACAAUAUGCUGAAAUCCGGGAAGAUGAGAGACAUAUUUCACAACAAAGUGGGAAAUUCUUAUCAUUGUCCGAUGAUUCGUUCAAGACAGCCAAAACUAGCAACAAUCCUAAACAAGUAAUCGAAAUCGAUUCGAAAACACAAGCAGUACUUGAUCGUAAAAAUUAUAGAUUGCUGGAGAAACUAAGCCAAGGUUCAUUUGGUGAAGUGUACAAAGGUGAAUUUAAAAUUGAUCAUCGUUUAGUGGCCAUCAAAAUUUUGGACAUAAGUAAGAUGUCGAUGAAAUUUAAAGAACGUUAUGUUGCACGAGAACUGAAAGCAUUGAUUGAAUGUCGUCAUCUUAACGUAGUGCAAAUUUAUGAUAUAAUCCGUUCGAAUAAUCGUUUGUACAUUUUUAUGGAAUAUUGUAGUAAUGGAACAUUGACCAUGUUUAUAAAAAAAUUCGGUGCCUGUUCAGAAUCAUUAGCACGAAUAUGGUUCCGACAACUAGUCGAUGCUCUCCUUUAUAUUCAUACCGAAUUAAAAAUGGCCCAUCGUGACAUUAAAUUCGACAACGUUCUACUUGAUGAAAAAUUCAAUGUCAAAUUGACAGAUUUCGGCUUCGCCAAAGAAUUGGCAUGGAAUGAUAACAAACAGCAGUUAGAGUUAACGGCCACUAUAUGCGGCACCGAACCAUUCAUGUGUCCACAAUUGGUUCAACGGAGACCAUAUAAUCCUAUGAAAGCUGAUGUCUGGGCAAUGGGAGUUUUGUUAUUUGGUCUUCUCAAUGGCCGAUUUCCUUUUAAUUGGGCGGACCCAAGUUUGAUGUUGAAAGAGCAAACAAAUUAUCCUAAAUUUAUUCGAUCGGUAUCAAAAAAUACAAUUUCUGAAGAAGCCAACGAUUUAAUUGCGAAAAUUCUAGAUCCAGAUGAACAAACACGAAUUACGGUGUUGGAAAUUUCCAAACAUCUAUGGCUAAAAUCGAUAUCGAAUGAUGAUUCUAGAACGCUCAAAACAUUAAUCAGCAAGAUGAAUCCAAUAACAAAAAGUUGAAUAAAAGCUUCUUGAUUUUUUCUUUGUUAAAAAAAAAAAAAACCUAAUCAUGUGAUGACGAAUUAGCUAUUAAUCAUUUCUGAACGAUUCUACAAAAAUAGAGAGUUUUUGUCAGGUAAAAUAAAAUCUGAACAAUUGAUCUGAUGAGAAAAAGCGAGAGAUUAAGAUAUAAUUCAAUUGAAUGUAUUGAAAAACACAUCUGAUUCUCAAAAUUUCAAAUGGAUUCAAUUGUAUAAGAAUAUUGAAAAAACAAUGAAAAACAAAAGACAGGGGUAUGAUUCGGUUUAAUUUAUCAGUGAAUGAUUCAUCAUUGGAUGGCUACAAGACUUGUUUUGUGAAUGAUCAAUUCUGUAGAAUCGGUGAUCACCAUCAUGGAUGAUAUUGUUGAAUAAUCUUUUCGGCUAUGACCAUUUGCAUUUAAACAUGUUAAUAUUGAAUCCAUGUUUUUUUUG
Dermatophagoides farinae (American house dust mite) is the source of this 1712-nucleotide messenger RNA. Its product is annotated as testis-specific serine/threonine-protein kinase 3. The record is from RefSeq and is a predicted model, not a curated record. NCBI's taxonomy places the organism in Eukaryota, Metazoa, Arthropoda, Arachnida, Sarcoptiformes, Pyroglyphidae. Gene Ontology annotation, cellular component: cytoplasm. Gene Ontology annotation, biological process: regulation of autophagy; peptidyl-serine phosphorylation. Gene Ontology annotation, molecular function: protein serine/threonine kinase activity; ATP binding.